AUGGGUGGAUGCUCCGCUCCAAACUGCUCGAACUCCACAUCUAUAGGAAAGCAGCUGUUUCGCUUUCCCAAAGACCCCGUGCGCAUGAGAAAGUGGCUCGUGAACUGUCGCCGUGAUUUUGUACCGACCCCCUGCUCGAGACUGUGCCAGGAUCAUUUCGAAGAGAGCCAGUUUGAGGAGAUCGCCAGAUCACCAGCAGGGGGAAGGAAACUCAAACCCAAUGCUAUACCAACACUUUUCAACGUACCGGACCCUCCCUCUCCUGUUACCCCUCAGAUGGUGUUACCUGUUAAAAAUGAGCCAGUGGAGAAGGACUUGAACAUGGGGGACCACGGUUAUGCCCGUCGCCAGCCCCCUGUGGAUUCAGAGGAGGAUGGAGUUCAGGGGUCAGAGGAGGAAAGACCCUGCUCUCUAUGCCAGCAUUACAAAACCAAACUUGAACAGCAACAGCAGCACACAGUCAGACUGCAGAGAGAGGCAGAAGAGAUGAAGAAGCGUCUUUACAAACUGAGUAAAAUCGAGAAAGGGCUCCAGAUGUUCCUGUAUGAGGAUCAGAUACGUGCCCUAACGUUAGCCAAACGUUCUCGAAGGGCAGUGUGGUCCCAUGACACUUUACUGACAGCCCGAAAAAUCCGCUGCGCAGUGGGAGUUAAGGGCUACGAAUACCUCAGGGAACUGGGCUACCCCCUGCCAUCUUACAGGACACUGUGUAAUCGCCUGGAGCCCAAAAUGAUGGUGACCACAAGCAUGCAGGAUGAACUGGCAGAACUUGGCCUAGGCAUCAUAACGGCUUGUGACAGUCCAGAGGGCAACACGACGGGUGAUGAAGGACUCAUUGGAAUUAUGACAUAAGAAACUGCAGCAAUGCUCGAACGGACUAAAAUCUUAAACCUGCCAAAGGCCAUACUAUAUAGCAAGAACCACAUAGGACAUUUCUGUCAACUGGGUUAAUUUAUUUUCGGGUUGCACUUAAUACCAUUUGCAUAAAUCCUUCAGGAAUCAGAAGUUGGUUCAUUGUUUUCGGAGUUAUUGUUUUCGUUUCUCCAAGAAAGGAGGUAAUAUUUAGUUCUUGCUACAUUUAGCUAGACAGUUGUUGUUCUUUAUGUAAAUAUUAAGGAACAUUUGGGAAUGACUUUAGCUGGAAUCGUUGAAUCAAUGCUGAGAAUCAGACCUGGAAAAUUAUUGACACAGAGAUAUUGUUUAAGGUUGAAAAUGGCAUGAUGUUAAGUGACUUAAUCACUAUUUUAAAGUGUUAUGAUGUAACUUGUAUUUUGUUUGACCUGUAUCACCUAGUGAAAGAGUUUAGCUGUCAUAGAGGAUUCACAUCUUACAUUUCUAGACCAACACACAUGACUAAUGCAACUGCCAAUGAGGGUACAGUUCUGAAGAAUAAACUUCUGUUAGGAAACCAGAAUUUCAGGCUUUAUCUUUGACUUUAUUUACACUUUGCCACUGCUGUCUGAGUAGAUAUUUUAUCAGCUGUUCAUUACCAAAGAUGUUUCAUGGAUGUAUCUAUUUCUUUUACAUUAGCAGUUACAACUGUUUCUCAAAAAUGCUCCCUCUGAACUAUAUUUAGCAUAAACUUAAUCAGGGUUUAACUCCUUCACUAGAAACAACAAGUUCCUUAAUUGUUGGCUUUUAUGCCAGCGUGGAGACUUUGCCUUCUAAAGGGGGUUGCUCCAUGAAUCAGAGUUUGUACUUUGGUCCAGUCAUUUUAAAGGUGAACCACUGCUGUUUGCUAAAAAAAUCUAAUCUAAUAAAAUUGGCUAAUCUAAUCUCAACUAAAAAUCAA
Triplophysa dalaica is the source of this 1792-nucleotide messenger RNA. RefSeq lists its product as uncharacterized. The coding region runs from base 1 to 852 and encodes 283 amino acids. NCBI's taxonomy places the organism in Eukaryota, Metazoa, Chordata, Actinopteri, Cypriniformes, Nemacheilidae. Gene Ontology annotation, molecular function: sequence-specific DNA binding. The record is from RefSeq and is a predicted model, not a curated record. The transcript is spliced from 4 exons.